CCAGGAUGACCCUGAGGGAGACGAUGCUGCCCGGCGCCUUGCUGGCCCUAUGCUGGGGGCCCCUCCUGGCCAGCGCCCAAGGGCAGUCCCCGCUGCAGAGUCUCCGCUGCUACAACGACUACACCAGCCGCAUCCGGUGCCGCUGGGCCGAGUCCCCCGGGGCCCGCAGCCUCCUCGGCCUCACCCUCCUGCGCAGGCUCAACGCUGACCCCCCGCAGCCCGUGUCCUGUGAGCAGAGCGAUGACCUGUCCUGGACGGGGGCCCCGUGCCCAGGCUGUGUGUCCCGAGAGUGUGAGAUCCCUCGCAAGCUGUUCGUCCUGGCCGACUACGACUACUUCUCCUUCCAGCCCAACAGGCCGCUGGGCGCGCAGCUCAACGUGACCCUGGCCCAGCACGUGCAGCCCCCGACACCCACGGACCUCCAGGUCAGUGCUGACCGGGACAGUUUCCUGCUAACCUGGAACAUGACGCAGAGCCCCUGGCUGUCAAACCUGCAGUUCGAGGUGGCAUACCGGCGGCUCCAGGACUCCUGGGAGGACGCCUCCACCAUCUAUGCCAGCUCCUCCCGCGCGGUCCUGGCACGCCAGCUCCUGCCCCCUGGCACCUACCUGGCCCGAGUGCGCGCCCAGCUGGCCCCCGGCUCGGGGUUCUCCGGACAGCCCAGCAGGUGGAGUGCCGAGGUGCCCUGGGACUCUCCAUUCGGCGACGCGGCGCAGCCCCACAAUCUGCAGUGCCUGUUCGACGGGGCGCACGCGCUGCGCUGCUCCUGGGACGUGCACUCCGAGGUGGCCCGCUCCCUGCCCUUCUCCCUCUUCUACACACCCAGCCCCGGCGCCGCGGAGGAGGAGUGCGCCCCCGUGUGGCGGGAGCCGCGCGGCAGCGGCUACACCCGGCACCGCUGCGAGAUCCGCGUGCCCGCGCCCGAGCCCCAGAGCCGGUACACGGUGUCCGUGAGGCCCCGCGGCGAGGAGAAGCUCAUCAAGAGCUCGAACAACAUCCAGAUAGCCCGGCCGACCCUGAGCGUGACCAAGGUGGGGGACAGCUACAGCCUGAACUGGACGACGGAGAGGAUGGAGUACGAGCACAUCGGCUGGACCUUCCAGGUCCAGUACAAGAGCAAAGAGGCCUCGUGGGAGGACACAGCAUCGGAGUCCCUCCGGAACGCACACAGCAUGUCCCUGCCCCGGCUGGAGCCCGGCACCCGCUACCAGGCCCGGGUCAGGGUCAAGCCCACCAACGGCGGCUACGACGGAGUCUGGAGCGAUUGGAGCAAAGAGAGCGUCUGGGACACUGAGUGGGCGCUGCCCACCUGGGGCCUGGUCCUCGUCCUGGUCUUCCUCACCCUGGCCUUGGUGCCCGCCCUGCGCUUCUGCGGCGUCUACGGGUACAGGCUAAACCGGAAGUGGGAGGAGAAAAUCCCGAACCCGGCCAAGAGCCUCCUGUUCCAGAACGGGGGUGCCGGGCUGCGGCUCCCAGCCAACCGGCGACCCCCACACCCGGGGACGGGACCCGGCCAGCUCUCCCCGCUACAGGGGGUGAUUUCUGGAGACUUGGGGCGCAGCGAGGUGUCACCCCUCACCACCGAGGACCCAAGAGGCGCCCGGGAGGCGCCCGCCGAACCGGCCCCCGGGAUCCCCGAGAGCCCCGGGACCCCUGAGAGCCUCCGGCCGCUCGGCCUGCACUUCAACGGCCCCUACCUGGGGCAGCCUCACAGGUCCUUGGACUAUCUGUGUCUGCCCCCCGGGGGGCAGGGACAGUCGGGGCCCUCGCUGGGGCCAGGGGCUUCCCCGCCGGACAGUCGCCCUGCGGUGGCCCCGGAGGACAGGCAACCGGCCCCCGAUUAUGUCACGGGCGCACAGCUGACCCUCUGUCCUCCCCCGGGGGUCCCCGCCUCAGACCCAGCCCCCCGCCUCAGUCCCAGCCCGCCCGGGGGGGCCCCCGUGAAGCCUGGGCUCGGAGACUACGUGGAGCUCCCGCCGGCCUCAGGCCAUGCUCCGGGGUCCCCCCUGCUCAAUCCCAGUCCCCCGGGCCCUGGGGAGCCCUGCCCCGCGCCCCCACACCCCGAAGAGCUGCUGGUGCUGCAGCAGGUGGGCGACUACUGCUUCCUGCCAGACCUGGCCCCGGCCGCCCCACCCGCGCCCAGGUCGGAUGCAGAUGCAGAGGACCAGGCUGUCCCCAGCAAGAAGCCGCAGGGCCCCCCCACGCCCCAGCUGCCGGCCAUCCAGCUCUUCAAGGCCCUGAAGCAGCAGGACUACCUGGCCCUGCCCGUCUGGGACGGUGGCAGGCUGGAGGAGGGGCACUGAGGCACGGAGCCCGCACCCCAAUAUGGUCCGGGAGAUCCUCCUCCGUCAGCAGCUCCUUCCCUUCCGCUCUCUUUGUCCUUCUUCUCUUCCUCUCCAUCUCCCUCUCCUCCCUCUCUCUUUCCCUCUCCCUCUCUCCUUCUC
Molecule: messenger RNA, 2444 nt
Organism: Sorex fumeus (smoky shrew)
Lineage: Eukaryota; Metazoa; Chordata; Mammalia; Eulipotyphla; Soricidae
Gene: CSF2RB
Product: colony stimulating factor 2 receptor subunit beta
Biological process (GO): cytokine-mediated signaling pathway; immunoglobulin mediated immune response
Cellular component (GO): external side of plasma membrane; membrane
Molecular function (GO): cytokine receptor activity; protein binding
Source: RefSeq, a predicted model, not a curated record